Messenger RNA from Centropristis striata (black sea bass), 4030 nucleotides. It is a transcript of the gene pfkfb1, whose product is annotated as 6-phosphofructo-2-kinase/fructose-2,6-biphosphatase 1. Gene Ontology annotation, biological process: fructose 2,6-bisphosphate metabolic process; fructose metabolic process. Gene Ontology annotation, cellular component: 6-phosphofructo-2-kinase/fructose-2,6-biphosphatase complex; cytosol. The transcript is spliced from 13 exons. The record is from RefSeq and is a predicted model, not a curated record. Lineage: Eukaryota; Metazoa; Chordata; Actinopteri; Perciformes; Serranidae. Bases 1156 to 2544 code for a protein of 462 amino acids. Gene Ontology annotation, molecular function: fructose-2,6-bisphosphate 2-phosphatase activity; ATP binding; 6-phosphofructo-2-kinase activity.
UUUGUCUUGCUGCUGUUUGUUCUGCAUCUACUUUAACUCAUUCUUGUUUCACCAGAUAAAGCUAGCGUUUGCUUUAACAGCAGUUAAAGUUAUGUUUCAUACUGCUGAAUCCAUCUGGACUGGGCUCAGUCCUGUCGGCAGGGGCAUGCAGGUAGGCAGCCAGCAGUCUGUGAGACAGAGGAGCCAGUCAUGGGAUGACAGCCAGGCUGGACCAAGCCAGAUCCGAGCUGGCUCUCUGUUGAGUGUCUGACGUGGACCUUUAAGCAUUCUGCUGACGCAGCAUACUCCAUUCAAAAUCGAACAGCCUGGAGGCUCUGUUCCCCUGCCUGUAUAGACACACACAGGCCAUCCGGGUACUUUUGGGGGGUACAGCUAACUGGCAAGCAUCCCUGCAGUCUGCCUUAUAAAUUACUGGCAUGAUUUGAGACAGACAAGUAUGCCACAACUGGGUCAUGACUGGGUAAGACACACACAGAUGCUUUAAAAUAUAUUGGAAAUUUCUGAGCAGGGAUUUAUCUCAGGAGUCAUAAGAAUAUUUAAUCUUCUCUAAGAUAUCUCCUCUGUAGCUUCAUUAAAUAAUAGUGAGUAGUUUCACAGUCUGAACCAAAAGCCUUGGAUUUAUAGAUAAUGGUGCUAUAUCGGUAAAGCUGAGCUGAUUUCUAACCACCUGCAUGGAAAAGAUUGACCUUUUUUUGAAACACUUGGAGAUUAGAGUGUUUUGUUCUUGUGAUACUUUGCCAUAUGGUGCAGUACACUGUGCUGCUCUGGAUGUUUCUGACUACCUGAGGAGGAGGAGAAGCACCUGGUUUGUAAAAGAUAUUCCACUGUUGUGGGUGUGUCCGACUAUUCAAGUGUCAUUGUUAUAAUUUAUUGUUUUAGUGUUUGCUUAUGUGAUUUUGUUUAUAGUUUGCGGGACAGUUUUCCAUGUCAGGUGCUGCUAGAGACGUGCAGAUAAGCUGUGUGAGUCACUACACUAGAUUGCAGACAUUUGAGCUGCACCUUGGCGCUCGUAUUCUCGCUCUUAAUGAAGAUUACCUUGGCAGUGACACACAGUCAGCACAUGUCCUGCAGCACAGAGGCUCACAGAGUUGUGUGAGACUCUAAUUUAACCCUGUGAACACGAGGCUAAUUCUCUUCUGCAACAAUAAUGACAAAAUGUCUACAUCAGCAGCAUUCAGUAACAAUUCCUCUUUAUGUUUAUGUGUGUUUGUUUUCAUCUCAGCCUCGGUGCCUCAGUUCUGUAACUCGCCCACACUGAUUGUGAUGGUGGGGUUGCCGGCCAGGGGGAAGACGUACAUCUCCAAGAAGCUCACUCGCUACCUGAACUGGAUCGGAGUACCUACAAAAAUGUUUAACGUGGGUCAGUACCGCAGGGAGGCUGUCAAGAUCUAUAAGAACUUUGAGUUCUUUAAACCUGAUAAUGAAGAAGCCAUGAGGAUCCGCAAGGCCUGUGCUUCAGCUGCCCUGAAAGACGUCGCUGCCUACUUCUCAAAGGAACAGGGACAAGUAGCCGUAUUUGAUGCCACCAACACCACCAGGGAAAGGAGGGCAGUCAUUCUCAGUUAUGCAAAGGAAAAAGGCUACAAAGUGUUCUUCGUGGAAUCGAUCUGUGAUGACCUAGAAAUCAUUACAGAGAAUAUUAAGCAAGUAAAAUUUGGGAGUCCAGAUUACGUUGAUCGUGACAUUGAUGAGGCCAUGAAAGACUUCAGCCAGCGCAUUGACUGUUACAGGGCGAGCUACAUGCCUAUAGACGAUGAGAGGGACAGGAAGCUCUCCUACAUCAAGAUCUUUGACGUGGGCAGUAGAUACCUGGUGAACCAGGUCCAGGACCACAUCCAAAGCAGAAUAGUCUACUACCUCAUGAACAUCCACGUCACGCCGAGAUCCAUCUACCUGAGCCGCCACGGAGAGAGCGAGCUCAACCUCUUAGGACGCAUUGGUGGAGAUUCAGGCCUCUCCCCUCGAGGACAGAAGUAUGCCAGUGCUUUGGCAACCUUCAUCAGAGCUCAGAACAUUAAAGAUCUGAAGGUUUGGACGAGCCACAUGAAGAGGACCAUCCAGACUGCAGAGGCUCUAGGAGUCCAGUAUGAACAGUGGAAGGCCCUCAAUGAAAUAGACGCUGGUGUUUGCGAGGAGUUAACCUAUGAGGAGAUUCAGGAGAAUUUCCCAGAAGAGUUUGCACUGAGAGACCAGGACAAGUAUCGUUAUCGUUACCCAAAGGGUGAGUCCUAUGAGGACCUUGUCCAUCGUCUCGAGCCGGUCAUCAUGGAGCUGGAGAGGCAGGAAAACGUUCUGGUGAUCUGCCACCAAGCUGUGUUCCGCUGCCUACUGGCCUACUUUCUAGACAAACCUGCAGAUGAGCUGCCUUAUCUGAGAUGCCCCCUCCACACGGUGCUCAAACUCACACCGAUAGCUUACGGCUGUAAAGUUGAGUCAUUUUUCCUCAAUAUUGAAGCAGUCAACACACACAGAGAGAGGCCGGUGAAUGUGGACAUCAACAGGAACCCAGAGGAGGCUCUGCAGACCGUUCCUGACCACGUAUAAAUGCUGUUUCAUGGGAAAAGGGACUACAAUCACAUGGAGCUGGACGUGUUAGCUUCUCUUAAUAUUAAAAAAUGCACUCCAGUGACAGGUUGAAUGUUUGAAAACGGGAGAGAAGCUCUGAGGCAGGAGAUGACGAGAUGUUAGCGACAUGGAAACAUCAAGACAGCAGCACGAGGUUUCCUGCUGCAGUGAGCCGACAGGUUAUAAAGCUCGUACAGGAGAUUUUGUUGGCAACAUCACUGUGAAAUGUCCUGUGUCUUAUCUGACUACACUCAAAGAAAUGAAUGCUAGCUUUACUCAUUUCAAUUACAUAUAUUAAAAAAAAAAUAGAAAAUCCUUUCAGAUGAAACAAUUGAGGUAUUUUAAAAAUAAACCAGAAAAGAGUCAUUUAUGUAAUUAAAUAAAAUAAAACUGAGGUGAAUAAGAAAUGUAUCCAAAUUUAACUGAUAGAAUUUACCCAAUUAGCAGUUAACAAUUACUGUUUAUUAGUUCACUGUAUUCAAAAUUUAAAAAAUAUUUAAUUUUAAUUUGCUUCUUCAGACUUCAUUAACAGUAAAUACAUAAAUAACAUUAACAUAAUUAAUUUAGGUUAAUUAUGUUAGUUGUAAAAAGUAGCAAGUACAACUACAUUUAUAAAGUUCAUGUAAUUACUGUUAAUUAGUUCAGUGAAAAUAAAAUGUGUUUUCAUCCAAUUAUUAAACUUGAAUUUGGUUUUUCAGAAUGCAUUAACAGUAUAUACAUUAAAAACAUAAAUAUGAUUAAUUUAGGUCAGUUGCAUUUGGUAAAAAAAAAAGUAAAAGCACAAAAAUUAUGUGUAAUGUGUGUAAUUAAAACAAAUUGAUUUGCAUUGAUAAAGUUUAUGUAUUAAUGCAUUUGCUGUUAAUGCAUUAUGUUUAUGAAUGUGACAAAGUAAAUUAAAGGUAUAUAAUUUAAAAUGGAUAGAAAAUCAUUUUAAAUACACAGAACUUAUUCAAUAAUAACAUAAUAAUUAAUAAUAUAACAAUAAUAAAAACUAAAUAACAGUAAUUAAAUAAGCUUUGCAAUGUAAAUUUGGUCUUUUAUAGUUAGAUACAUUUCUUUUUAGUCUGUUCGAAUUGGUUUCAUUUGAUUUUAUUAAAUAAAUGGUACUUUUUGGUUUGCAGUAAAUGAAUUGACUUAAUUGGAAAGAGAUUUUCGAUGAAAAUGAAAUGAGUAAACCUGACAAAAUGUCUUGCUUCAUUUUUUUUUAAAGUGUCACACUGUUUACAAAUGAUUUAGAGUUUUUUUAAAAAUGCACUGGUUUGAAGCUGAGAAGACAUUAUGUAAGAUAGAUGUAUGGAGGUUGUCUGAGGCUGUUGCACAGGUAAUGUGUUGUUAAUAAUCUAAUUAUAAAGGUGGGAGUCAGCACCAUGGACAGCACCCAAACAAACAAAACAUGUUGUAGAUGUUGACUGUAAGUUUUGUGAUGCAGAGAAAAUAAAUAAUGUAAAUAAAGUAAACCUCCGAC